GAGGGUUACCGAGUAGCUGGAUGUCUUUGCGUCGUCCGUUGCCUUUGUGGUUAACGGCACGCCUGUCCUCUGCUUGGUCCUCACUGGUGAUCUCUCCCCGGGGCAGAUAACAUCCCCGAGGACCUCAGGGACCCGUUCUACGUCGACCAGUACGAGCAGGAGCACAUCAAACCUCCCGUCAUCAAGCUCCUGCUGUCCAGCGAGCUGUACCGCCGCGUCUGCAGCCUCAUCCUGAAGGGGGACCAGGCGGCCACCCUGCAGGGACACCAGUCCGUCAUCCAGGCCCUGUCCCGGAAAGGGAUUUACGUGAUGGAGAGCGAUGACACCCCUGUGACGGACCCUGACCUCAGCCAUGCGCCCAUAAAGAUGAGCGCCCACAUGGCGAUGGUGGACGCCCUCAUGAUGGCCUACACCGUGGAGAUGAUCAGCAUCGAGAAGGUGGUAGCCAGUGUCAAGCGCUUCUCCACGUUCAGUGCCUCCAAAGAGCUUCCGUACGACCUGGAGGACGCCAUGGUGUUCUGGAUCAACAAGGUAAAUCUUAAAAUGAGAGAGAUAACAGAGAAAGAAGUUAAGUUAAAACAGCAGUUACUGGAAAGUCCAGCUCAUCAAAAGGUGCGCUAUCGCCGAGAGCACCUGUCCGCCAGGCAGCCGCCCUACUUCCCGUUGCUGGAGGACCUGCUGAGGGAUGGCAGUGAUGGGGCCGCCCUACUGGCCGUGGUCCACUACUACUGCCCAGAGCAGAUGAAGCUGGAUGAUAUAUGCUUGAAGGAGGUAACAUCGAUGGCUGACAGUCUGUAUAAUAUUCGGCUUCUGAGAGAAUUCUCAAAUGAAUAUCUUAACAGAUGCUUUUAUCUCACGCUAGAAGAUAUGCUGUAUGCCCCCUUAGUGCUGAAGCCAAACGUCAUGGUUUUCAUUGCCGAGCUCUUCUGGUGGUUUGAGAACGUCAAACCAGACUUUGUUCAGCCCAGGGAUGUCCAAGAGCUGAAAGACGCUAAAGCGGUGUCACACCAGAAGAGCAGCCGGCCUCCUGUCCCCAUCUCCAACGCCACCAAACGGAGCUUCCUGGGCAGCCCUGCGGCGGCGAGCCCGGCCGACCUCCAGCCCUCCGCCCAGCUGCAGGCCGAGGGCCACAGACACCACCUGCACCUCGAGGAGCCCGAGCACCUGGGGAAAGGGGCUUCUGCCUUUAGCCCAUCGCAUCCUUUGUUGCCCCUGAGACAGAAACAGCAAAAGACUGUGCAGGGAGAGGACCCCCCCGAUCAGCGACACCGAUCUAAUUCUUUAACCCGAGUCGAUGGUCAGCCCCGAGGUACAGCGGUAGCGUGGAUGGAAAAAAAACACAGGCCCGUGUCUCAGCCGGCGCCCUUCGCUCUCCAUCACGCAGCGAGCUGCGACAUGGACCCUGGCUCUGGCGACAGCGUCAGCCUGGCGCGCUCCAUCAGCAAGGACAGCUUGGCAUCCAAUAUUGUUCAUCUGACCCCGCAGAACCAGCCACACCCCGCAGGCACCAAGGCUGAUGGGAAGGGCCUGUUGAACAAUGUGGACAUCGAGGACGAGGAUGAGGAACUUGUAGCCAUCAUUAGGACGGAUGUCACCCACCAGAGUGGUGACCCAGGCCUGACGGCAAGUGCCAGGUCUCCCCAGCGGCAGGCGGACCCCUUAGAGAGCAAGCCUGACAGUUUCUUCCUGGAGCCGUUGAUGCCGGCCGUGCUCAGGCCGGCCAAGGAGAAGCAGGCGAUCACCAAGGAGGAUGAGUGCGGGGAGGGGCGGCCAAGGGGCUUCUCGUCCCGCAGGCCCGGCGAGGGCCACCAGCCUCUGGUGCGGAAGAAGGUGCCCGGCUGUCACGUCAGCCGUGACUUGAACAGGACUUUCACCCCGAUCUCCUGUUCAGAACUUCCUGUGGGCUUCGACCCCGCACCCACUGAGGCAGGGCCCAGGUGGCGGGGGGAGGCCCACGGCGGGCCCCUGUCCAGCAGCGGUUUCGAUCCAACAUCUCAGGGACAGUCUGCCGAUGGCUUCUUUCUUCACGUAGCCAGAGCUGAUGAGGACUCGGAGGGCAGGUUCUAUGUGGGCUGCACACGGAGCCCUGGUGCCCACGGCCCAGAGCCCUGGCGCGUCCCAAGGCAGGACUCAGACUCCGACCUGGCUGACCUGGAUGAGGCCGAGCAGGACUUCGCUGGCGAGGACCACCCCCUGGGGACAGCUCUGCACGGCGGCGAGGAGGAGUCAGCGAAGCUGCAGGAGGACAUGAAGGUGAAGGAGCACGAAGACAAGGAUGACGCCAGUGGCCGCUCCAGCCCGUGCUUGAGCACUGUCUCCCAGGUCAGCAGCGUCUCCAUGGCCAGCGGGAGCGUGAAGAUGACCAGCUUCGCCGAGAGGAAGCUGCAGAGGCUCAACAGCUGUGAAACCAAGUCGAGCACUAGCAGCUCCCAGAAGACCACGCCCGAUGCCUCAGAGAGCUGCCCGGCUCCCCUGACGACGUGGAAGCAGAGGCGGGAGCAGAGCCCGAGCAGGCAGAGCAGGGACCACGCCAGCCUCCUGGCCUCUGAGCUGGUGCAGCUGCACAUGCAGCUGGAGGAGAAGCGCAGGGCCAUCGAGGCGCAGAAGAGGAAGAUGGAGGCGCUGUCUGCACGGCAGCGCCUGACGCUGGGGAAGGCGGCCUUCCUGCAUGUGGUCAAGAAGGGCAGGCCCGACGUGGCCCCGCAGCCACUCAAAGCAGAAGCUUUGGCUGGAGAGUAUUCACAGCACAACGGGGACGAUUUCACCAGCGGUGGGUCCAGGACGGAGGACCUCCUUGUCGAGGAGGGGAGGGCGGGCCUCCUGGAGCCACAGGACCUGAGCACAGAGGCUCUCAUCCAGCAGCACAGCCCGAAGGACCCCGCCAUCCUGCAUGAGCUGGAGAGGAGCACAGCGCUGUCCGCGGCCCUCCUGGAGGGCGGCGCCGGUGAUGGGGUGGGCACGGGCGAGUGCGAGCUCUCCAUCGAGAAGCUCAGCGAGACCAUCAGCGCGCUCCAGCAGGCCAUCCUCCGCAUCUCCCAGCAGCAGGAGCAGCUGCUCAUGGAGCCCCCCACUGCACCCGCCCCCGCCCAAAACGGCUCCCAGGACCCGAAGGUCAAGGCGCCCAUCCACUUCAUUGAGCCGCUGUCUCCAACGGGAACAGCUGGUCACCGCAAGCCCCUGCGGCUCGGCCAGGGUCGGAAUUCCCGCUCGGGGAGGCCAGCUGAGCUGAAGGUUCCGAAAGAGCGACCUCAAGGUUCCUCCCGAAGCAAGACCCCCACGCCCAGUGUUGAGACCCUCCCGCACCUACGGCCCUUCCCUCCGCGGACACCCUCCGACCCGAGCUGGGACGGCAUCACUGACCCUGGAAGGGAUGCCCACGAGAAGGGCUUCCUGGACAGUUACAGGCUUCAUGAUGAGAACAACCAGAGGGCGCCCAGGGACGCGAACAUCAUAUCGGAGCAGGGGGGCUUCAAGGAGGCGCUGGAGGGCGUGAAGGAGGCAGGGCUCAGCGCCCUCAGCAUCUCGGUGAAGGAGAGUAUGGCCCUGGAUGAGCCCCCGCGGAGCAAGGUGAGCCUCAUCGAGGUGGACCUCUCCGACCUGAAGGCCCCUGAUGAGGACGAGGAGACGGGGGGCCAAGAGAGUGCCGUAGACCUUGGUAGCGAUGGCGACCAGAAGCCGGGUGUCGGCUUCUUCUUCAAGGAUGAGCAGAAGGCAGAUGACGAGCUCGCCAAGAAGCGGGCGGCCUUCCUCCUGAAGCAGCAGCGCAAGGCCGAGGAGGCGCGCAUGCGGAGGCAGCAGCUGGAGGCUGAGGUGGAGCUCAAGCGGGACGAGGCCCGGCGUAAGGCGGAGGAAGACCGGAUCCGCAAGGAGGAGGAGAAGGCGCGGCGGGAGCUCAUCAAGCAGGAGUACCUGCGGCGGAAGCAGCAGCAGGUCCUGGAGGAGCAGGGCCUGGGCAGACCCAAGGCCAGACCCAAGAAGCCGCGGCCGAAGUCCGUCCACCGCGAGGAGCCGAACAGUGACUCGGGACCCAAGAGCGCCUCCACCCCUGAUAACCUGAGCCGGGCCCAGUCGGGCUCCAGCCUGUCCUUGGCCUCUGCGGCGACCACAGAGCCCGAGAGUGUACAUUCGGGGGGCACACCCGCCCAGCGAGUGGAGUCCCUGGAAGCCUUGCCCAUCCUGAGCCGCAACCCCAGCAGGAGCACGGACAGAGACUGGGAGACGGCGUCCGCAGCGUCCUCCCUCGCCUCGGUGGCCGAGUACACAGGUCCCAAGCUCUUUAAGGAGCCCAGCAGCAAGUCGAACAAGUCGAUUAUUCAUAACGCCGUGUCCCACUGCUGUCUGGCGGGGAAAGUGAACGAGCCUCACAAGAAUUCAGUGUUGGAGGAGCUGGAGAAGUGUGACGCCAAUCACUACAUCAUACUGUUUCGCGACGCUGGCUGCCAGUUCAGGGCACUUUAUUGCUACUAUCCCGACACUGAAGAAAUCUACAAACUAACUGGCACGGGGCCAAAGAGUAUCACCAAGAAAAUGAUCGACAAACUGUAUAAAUACAGCUCAGACCGAAAACAGUUUAACCUGAUCCCGGCCAAAACCAUGUCCGUCAGUGUGGACGCGCUCACCAUCCACAACCACUUGUGGCAGCCCAGGCGGCCCUCGGUGCCAAAGAAGACCCAGCCUCGUAAAUGACCCUGUGCGGGCGGGGGUCUGCGGCAUGCCGGCCGGGCCCGCAUUUAUUAUUUUCAUCCUUUUGGGUACGAAGUGUGCAGAAUCACAGACCUUUUACAAGAGGCUUCUGGUCAACAGAAGAAAGCCCUCCCUGGGCUCCCAGCACGCAGGCUGGCGGGUGCAGCGGGAGCGGGGAGGCGGCGCGUCCCCCGCGGCUCGGCCGCCGUGGGCCCCCCUCACACAAGGCUUCGGACGAGGGCCGGCGUGUGUGGAGCUGCGGGCAGCGGGCUCCUUUUACUUGAAGUUCUCCUGCAGCAUCAGUGGGACAUAAUUUGCUUUGCUUCCUCGCCGGUCACCUCGCCCCCUUUGCACAUGACCCAACCCCCUCGUUGGCCAGCUGUCAUCUCGUGCGAUUAUAGGACUGAGGCUCGCUCUCAGGUCAGGGUGUUCGAAUGUCUUUAGGAAAGGAAUUUGAUUUGGGGAAAUCUUUUCCAUUUGAGAAAUUGUAUCAUAUUUAUUGAUUAUGUCUACUGCCAACGUUUAUAUCCAAUUCUAAGAUUUCUGAAAAAAAUUCUUGUUCCUUGCUGCUCAGAAAAAGUUUACUGAAAAUACCAGUUCACUAAAAGCACUGAAAUCUGCAAAGUCUGUCUUCUGCUAAAACGACGUUUACAAGGACGGAGGUGGCCUCGCUGACACGCAGUCGUGAGGACGUGGGCGUGCUCUCUGCUGGCGUCUGCCCGGUGGACGACAGGCGGGCUGAGCAGAUUACAGGCUCGUUCAUCCAGUUUCGGAUUGCGCUCGUGACUUGUUCACUUUAAUAAAGACAGAUUUUGGUAAAGUAGAAUAUUUUUCACUCUGAGCAUGUUUCUCUUAAAAGGUGAUGCACUUGAGCUGACAGUUCGUUUAGUGUCUUUAUUAUGUCGUCACUUGUCCUGUCUUGAUCCUUGCUUCCGGAAGAGCAGCGUGCCCGGAGUGGAGUGUGCGGCUCCUGCCUGAGACUGGUCACUUCGUUCUGCCACCUGCUUAGAAACAGUGGUUGUUUGCGGCCGUCUGCGAACGCCACAUAAGUGGGAUGCUCCGGGCUCCUCUGUGUUGCCCUGACGGUCGUUAGCGCUUCUCCAGACCAGAUGUCCCCUGGGACGGGGCCGCCGCCCUCCUGGCUGUGCGUGGCUGCCGCCACCCGGCAACUGACCAGCUGCUGUGAGUCUGGACUUGACCCGACCGCUGGAAGAUUCUGGAGCCGCUUAACGUUAGUUUUGCACAUGUUUUCUUGGGAGUGUUACUUGAAUCCAUCUCAGACUGCAGAAGCAGCUCAACAUCAGUAGAGAGAGAAAGUUAGUGAAGUAAACUGUUCGGAAGUUUUAGGUAGGUGAGGGGGAUGAGCUGUGUACACGAGGAAGGAGGGGCGCGGUGCAGGAGGGCCUGGGGGGUGGCGGGCUUCCCCCCUCGUGUGGGGGGGUGCCUGCCAUCGGCCCGCAGCUCCGCACUGUGAAUCCGGGCGGGGCUUCUGGUCCCCCAAGUGCAGAGUAUGGACCGGUCCUGAGUGAACGCUCCUGUUCCCACGCUGUUCACACGUGUGCUUUAUUUCUCACUGUAUGUUUGAUAUUAUAUUGUUAUAUUUAUUUUAAAGAAAGCACUAAACUGUAAUAAAGUAAUUAACUAAUA
This is a messenger RNA of Vicugna pacos (alpaca), 6330 nucleotides long. The record is from RefSeq and is a predicted model, not a curated record. NCBI's taxonomy places the organism in Eukaryota, Metazoa, Chordata, Mammalia, Artiodactyla, Camelidae.